UUUACAGACAGCCGUCCAAAAUGUCUAUAUCCAAAUGUCAGCUGUUCUCACCCUAAAAACGGCCCUCCUAAUUUAGAUUAUAACGUAGUUGCAUGUGGAGGGUAAGCACAGAUUAAAUAUAACUGUAGAGAAAAUUAGCAUUUUUUUGGACGCAGAUGUUGUGAACUGUUUUGUGGCAGUUGUCUGAAUGUUGAUGUGAUUGGAAGCUAUAAACCAAAAAGCUGUCAGCGGUCUAAGUCCUCUGUAAAACUGCUCAUUACAAAGUUACGAUGUGAUGUAACAUGGCAGCUGCAUGCGGUGUCUUAAUGUAAGUAGUCAAACAUGGAUGAAGAAGAAGAUCUGGAGACACUUGGUGAGCAACUGUACAAUCUGAUUUACCCCAAACACAAAGAGACUGCUGGAAAACUCACAGGUAUGUUGCUGGAGCUGCCAGGUACCGUCCUGAGUCAGAUGCUGCAGGACGAGGCCACGCUGACCGCAGCCGUGGAGAAAGCCCUCAGAGCCCUACAGCUGGCACAGGAGCCCAGCAAGGUAAGAUGUAAGGACGAAGAUGAUGUGUCCAUGUCGUCUGACUCUCUGGGGGAGCAGCUGUUUGAGCUGGUGGAUGUUUAUAACACUGGCCACUCACAGAAAAUCACAGGAAUGCUUCUGGAGCAGCGCAAAGAGGCAGUUAUAAACCUUCUUUCAGAUCCAAAACAGCUGGAAGAGCAGGUGAACUUUGCCCUGAAGACACUUAAAGAGCAGAACCCGGAGGAGACAGACAUCAGUGACUCGUCGGACACUGAUGACACAGAGAGGCUGGGAGAGAAGAUCUUCUCACUGGUGGAGGAGCUAGAUCCACGUCAUGCAAAUGAUAUUACAGGUAUGCUACUGGAGAUGGACCCAACUGCUCUCCAACAGCUGCUCAGUGACCACACAAUGCUGGAGGGUGCUGUUCAGAAAGCACAAGCAGCACUGGACACUUAAAAAUGAACUCUUUCUACUUGAACAGAAGAGGACAACAACAGUUUACGCACAGAAUAACACAUUAUACAUAUUUUAACGCAUACUGACUUUUAAUGAACUUGGAUAACGUAAUGCUGGGAAGAGCUUAUACAUCACUACAGGAGAUCAUGGUAAUACAAGUUACCUAUUACAUAACCAGCUAUCUUUGAUUUAUACUGAUUGUUGAGUGGACUGUGGACAGUCAAAGUUUGAUCUACUGUAAAUGACUGAAGAGUCAAGUCAGCCUCUUCUUAACUGAAAUGAAUAUUGCCCCUUCCUAAUACGGGUGCUCACUUCACUGGUAUGUGAUUGUACAAAACAUCAGAAUCAUUGUUCCUUUAUGAAAAAGUUUACAGCAGGCUGUAAGAGAGGAUUUACAUGUAAGGCUACAAAAGAAGUGCUUAUCUAGGUGUUGUCAUGCUAUGACAAUUUAUUUGAUUUUCUGUACUGAAAUAUUGAUCAUACUGCUCAUAUUGAUGUAACUGUAAGUUGAUGCUAACACAAAAUACAGCAGAUUAUAUCUAAACUAAGGAAGCA
Messenger RNA from Micropterus dolomieu (smallmouth bass), 1521 nucleotides. RefSeq lists its product as uncharacterized. The transcript is spliced from 6 exons. The coding region runs from base 322 to 966 and encodes 214 amino acids. Lineage: Eukaryota; Metazoa; Chordata; Actinopteri; Centrarchiformes; Centrarchidae. Gene Ontology annotation, molecular function: RNA binding. Gene Ontology annotation, cellular component: nucleus. The record is from RefSeq and is a predicted model, not a curated record. Gene Ontology annotation, biological process: regulation of double-strand break repair; protein polyubiquitination.